Messenger RNA from Aphis gossypii (cotton aphid), 1764 nucleotides. RefSeq lists its product as uncharacterized. Lineage: Eukaryota; Metazoa; Arthropoda; Insecta; Hemiptera; Aphididae. Bases 162 to 1490 code for a protein of 442 amino acids. The transcript is spliced from 3 exons. The record is from RefSeq and is a predicted model, not a curated record.
UCAGCAUUUUCAUAAGUAUGUUCCGACAUAUAAUAUGCAUUUCGGUGCAUUAUCACGCGAAUCAACCAUAUUAUGGGAUUGAAUUACAACGAGAGCAGUUCUGAUUAAGUAAAGUAUUAUACGCGUUUGCCCGCAGACUGCACGGACCGCCGACGCCGGACAUGUUCGACGUGGUCGACGGCAGUGGCGGCGGCGGCAGAGGCGGCGACAGCAGUGGCGGCGGUAGCACCGGCGGCGGCGACGGCGGCGGUCACAUGGACGUCAAAGUGGUGUACGCCAACCCCAACGGGACGCUGUCCAUACUGCCCGACGGGACGGCCGGCGUGUCGCCGUGGCGUCCGUCGUCCGUGUCGCUGGCCGCGGCCUACCUGACGCUGUCGUCCGCGGCCAUCGCGUCCAACGUCAUGGUGCUGUCGGGCAUCGUCACCGCGGACAGGCUGAGGUCGCCGUACGCCGUUCUCGUGUCCGCGCUGUGCCUGCAGUGCGCCAUCGACGCCACGGUCGGCCACUGCGCCACCACCAGAGAGCUGUUGGCCGGCGCCGGCGGAGGGGGGGCCACCGUGUGCCGCGGCGUGGCCACCGUAACGGCCGCCCUGUCCGCCGUCGAACUGGUCACGUUCGCCGCGCUCGCGUGCCUCACCGCGUUCGUCCGGUCCGACUACGCCGAGCUGCCCCUGCCCGCCGCCGCCACCCUGUGGGCGGCCCCUUCCAUGUACACGUACGUCAUACUCACUCCCACGCUGCUGUUCACCACGCGAUAUUUCCCGUCCAGGGGUCGUUGCGGUUUCAUAGCAAAUACAACCGGAUGGUUUUACCCAUCUUUAUUGAUUGUUUUCAGUUUUAUGAUACCGUGGUCGAUAUCAUUUUAUUUUGUAUUUGUAUCCCGCUCUUCAACGACCACUGAAUCGUCGAAUGUUAUAGUGACACCCUCCCAAACAAAAAGCCAAAUUGACCUCGUACCGUCAAAAUUAAUUUUUGGAUCUUAUACAAUUCUUGUAACGCCAAGUCUUAUUUCUUCUUAUGUUUAUCUUUACAACAAUCCGAAUGUCAAUCCUUGGGCUGAAAAUGAAGCACCAGAAGACAUCUUAGAUGGUUACUUGUCAAAAUUGCCAAUUUUGUUUGACGUGUUUGUCCCGUUGAUCCUCAUAUAUUAUCAUAAAGUGUUCAGGAAAAAAUGUAGGGAAUUGUAUUUGCAUGGUUUUCGAAAUUCCGUCUCAGACGGCCGUCAAAUCUCUAUCGAAAGACUGAGACGAUCUAGAAAGAAUGAACGUUUAGCAGACGAUGCACCCGUAUUAUUUCUUGAACAGUCGGGCACGAUAAGUGUUAGGUUUCCGUGCGAAGACGGAUUUAUGAUUAAGAUAUGCGAUUUGAGUCAAAAAGAAAACAAUUCAAAUGGGAAAAAAGAAGUCCGUUUUUCGAGAAAAGUUAGUAAAGCUCCCUAUGAUAACUAUAAUAUAAGAGAACCAAGAGACGAAGAGUCCAGUCUUUGAAGAGAAAACUUGAAAUAAAAAAAAAAUAGAGAAUACCGUUAGAUCUUAAUACUCUCACGGGACCUGGUGUUGUCGAAUUAUCGAGGGUUUUGCCAAAAACAAAAAAAAGAUCUAUGUACCUUUUACUAAUGCAAAAAUGUGUAUAUAUAUUUUUAUUUAAAAUUUGUAAAUAAAUCAGUAUAUCUGAUGACUUAUUAAGAACUGACGAGUGACUUGAGUAUUUAAGUGAAUUUAGUUAUAUCUUAUAACUUAUUAGAUAUAUAUUGUGGGUUUC